Paramuricea clavata is the source of this 8709-nucleotide messenger RNA. The record is from the annotation of a GenBank genome assembly. NCBI's taxonomy places the organism in Eukaryota, Metazoa, Cnidaria, Anthozoa, Malacalcyonacea, Plexauridae.
AUCGAUUGUACACAACAUUCCCUUCGGCUUGUCAUACAGUGCAGAUGACACUUUUAUGAGAGUUGUUUUAGAAAAUGCCUAGGCUGCUUAGACGGGAAUCUUACAGAGCCGACGGGCCUCAUAUCUUGGAUAACAAGAAUUUCGACUUUACAAGUGAGGUGCCACCCGAUUACAAGUGCCCGCUAUGUCAUAAUCUACUUCGAGACCCGAUCCAGCUUAUUUCUUGUGGACAUCGCUUCUGUAACAGUUGCUAUUUGAAAAAUCUUGGGUAAGUUAAAACUGUUCUUUGCUAUUUUAAGAAGUUGUUAAAAAUCUAGUAUAAUGUACUAAACCUUUUUACUGUACAUCUAAAAAUUUAAACCUAAAAUUAAUACUCUUUAGCAAUUGUCCUUCAUCAGAUGUUUCGACUACAUUUUGACACCGCAAGUGACUUAAUAAUAAUAUUUCAUAGUUUCAUAAAAAAGUUAUAAUUAUUUCAAAGUUAAAACAUAUUGAAGACUAAAUUAUUACUUUCCAUUAGUUUAUGGAUUGUGAGACUCGAGCAUUAUAAUUUAGGGCAUUAUAUUACUCUCUUUAUAGAAAAUCGGAAUUUAAUAGCAUCUUUCAUUUCAUGGACAUUGUCAAAAUCCGAAUAUAUUUGCUUUGCAUGCUUGUCAACAUGAGUUCAGUAUUGUUUUAAUAUCAAAAGACAAAACAUUCUGCAUUCGAGUGAGAAAUUCCCGUUGUUUUUGCACUUAAAUUUGAUUAUAUUUGAGUGCUUUAAAAUAAUGUAACUAACAGAGACCCAUAGGCAUGACUUAUUUUAGUAUGGCCUAUGGUUAUUGUAUGGUUAAAUAAAAUUGAACUUAUAAAUUUUCAGUACAUUUUAAGAUUGCACGUUGAAGAAUAAAGUUAUACUGAUGUAACGAACAUUUUUAUAGUUGCAAAGUUUUCGUCACUCAUGCAUGCGAUAAUGUUAUACAUAUAUACAUAUAUAUAACCAAGGCAACGUUUGUUACUACAAACAUCUAUCAUGCAGUUUAAUUUUUUCACUUCAAUGCAGUUUUUAAAAAUUUAUAAUGACUUAUUUAUUAAAACAGUGCAUGGACGCAUUUGCAUGCCAAAUUCGUGUUGAAUUAUCCUAGGUUGACCUGUUUAUAAUUGUAUACUCAUUUUUGCCUGUAUUAGCUAAUCAUUAUAAACGUUUUCAAGCGACAAAAGACUUAUAAGGUAAAACGUAUCGCAGCAUUUGUAAUUUUAUUCGCAAACUUGAAACCCAAAGAAACGAGUUCGAACCCGGCCGCCCGAGACAAAGAAUUUUUCGUUCUAAAUUUAAUUAACUCCAGCUCUAAUUCAGCGCUAUAGCCUAUUUUGCAUGCUUUUUGUAUUAAUUGAAAUUUCUAACUAAAAUUGAUGUGUGGUCCAUAAAGGGAUCAAUAUUAACAGGUUUUCCAAUAAGCGAAAUUAAUUCUCUGUCAACAUUCGUAAUGUUUGGCGUUUGCAUACUAUAUAUUGUUUAACUGACUAAUUUGCUAUUACGCUCAAUAUAGUAUGUUUGCUUUGGCUUGUCGUAAAGUAAACGACUCAAAGAGAUUAUUGACAACGAUGUUAAAUUAAACUUAUUACUUUUGUGCUGUGUAUAUAUUAAAACGAAAAUUGACUUAAGACUUAUCUUGCAGGAAUAUCAGUUGGCACAUUGUUGCUAAGAUAUUAAGAUGCCUGAAAUUAUUAAAACAUUAGUCAUUAGAUGUUAUACCUGCAUGUUUAGCUUAUAUGUAUAUAACUAUGUAUUUAUAUAGACAUUUAAACGAACGGCAUUCGAAUUUACUGUUUUCGGAGACCUAGCUGAGAUGCUUGGUUUUCAUGCAAGCGGUGCAAAAAAGUAACGGCGUUUGUGUUCACACAAGCCGCCAAGCGCUUCGUUUUCAUCUCGCUCCGUUUAGAAACAGUGCUCAAAUUGUUACGGCAAUAGGCUUUGUUAAUUGGAAACUUAUAACGAAUUUUCCAAAACAUUUUUUUUCAUUGUUUUGAUUCCAUGCAUGACAUUAUCUAUAGUAUUAUACUAAUUCGUGUUUUAACGUUUUAAAACCUUUAUGCAUGCUGUUUGUCACUUAAUUUUUCACACAGCUGUUUUGUUUAUAACAUGGCUUGCUAUGCUGCAAAUUGACAUUUUGUCUUGUCCAAGCGUAUUUAAGGUCCUGGGCCCAACUAUAUUAAAAAAUAGAUACUUUAAGAAAUUGUUGGCUUUCAGGUAUUAUUGGGGGUGGGGACAUGGGUGGAGACAGUUGCCCCCCCCCCCAGUAUCCGCCACUGAUCUUACCUAAUAUAUUGCCUCUUAGAACCCCCCCCCCUAUAACUUUUCUAAUGGAAAAGUGAUUGGGGGGGGGGGGGAUUUUCUAAGAGGCAAUAUAUUUUUUUUGUACACCUGUAGAAGAAAUUUUUUUUCUCACUUGAUGGCUGGAAAUAUUUUUUUAAGUGAAAUUUAUAGGCCUAUCUUCCAAGCUAGAAAUGGGAAUAAUUUUUAUUUUGGUUUUUCCCUACCCCCCCCCCCCCCAAUCACUUUUCUAAUGGUCCAUCCCUAAAUUAACUUUUCUCUAAUUGUUUUUCUUCAGCAGAUAUGGGCUUAAUAGGCACUGUCCCAUUGACAGAAAAGAAUUCAAAGAGAGCGAGGUAUACAUGACAAUAUAACUAUAAUCUUUUGAUUACUUUGCUAUAUGAUUAAAAAUUAAAUAUUUAUGUCUUAAUUUACAACGGAACAAAGCCUUUAAUUACUUCAUCUAUCAGAUUUGAGGCUUAUUUGAAGAAAAAUUAAGUCCUAGAUCUUAAGAGCUAUAGCGUUCAAAAUUUAAUAAGUUGGGGGAACUUUGUGAUAUAAACUGACUUUCUUUGGUGUAUAAAUACAGAUAUAAGAGUUCUGUACUUUUGGAUUGCCUAGAUUGUUCACCUUCUAUGUCGCCUAUUUGCAAUGAAAAGUGUUCAAAAACAAAAUCUUUUUGGCGUCCUACCUUUGUUUUAGUAGCUUUAUUCUCUAUAGUUUAUACAGUUGGCUACCUUUUUAAUUAAAUGCAUUUGCCUGUUGAGAAACAUAAAGAAAUAGUAAAAAAUUGUUAAUUAAAAUACAAUUUGAUUAACGAUGUUUAAAAGUGACGCCAUAUUUACAACAAUAUAGGCAAAACUUACUGAACUUCAUGCAGACAUCAUUUUCUCUUUGGCGUACCAUCUAAAAUCCCUUUAUUUUAGGAUUAUUUUACAUGCAGAUUAAGCAUCAAAUGAUGCUUUUUAUCAAUGAUGUAUCGAUAGAAUUUUUGAAUGAACCAUUGAAAUACCAAAAUCGUGCUGCAAGAGUGAUUACUGGGGCAAUUUACGAUAUUCGGUCAUCUGAGUUGCUCGAUAAUCUAAAUUGGAAACCUCUUGAAGAAAGACGAAAUUAUCUUAAAUCUAUUUUCAUCUAUAAAAUUCUGAAUGGCCACACCGCACCCAGUCUUAAAGAAGCAUUUCAAUUUAACAAUGAAAGACAUAAUACUUACAAUCUUCGAAAUAGGGAUACUGAUUUAGCACCACCUAUGCCGAAAAAAGAAUUCGGCAAGAGGCGCUUCAGUUAUAACGGUGCCUUGCAUUGGAAUAAUCUUCCCCAUGAGGCAAAAAUUGCUGAAUCCUUAAGCUCUUUCAAAUCGAUAUUGAAACAAAGAAUGAGUUGAAAUUUGCUUGUGUGUAAUUGUGCGGCUAAAAUCACUUGUAUUUUUUUUUGUUAUAUUUUGUAUUUCUUGUAAAUAGUUAAUUUCUUGUAAAUAGGUAAUUUCACGCCCCUCAUGGAAACCAGCCUUCCAGCGACUGUUGAGGCUAGCGUGGUUUAAAUAAAGUUUUGUAUGUAUGUAUGUAACCAUAAGUGGUAUAUUAUACUCACUUGUGCCUGUUACGUAACAUACAAAAAAUUCUUCUCUUAAAUAUUAAUUCACAAAAUGCAACAAAUAUUUUUUGUUUUGUGUAUAGGUAUUCCAAGACCGCGCUUGGCGAAAUACGAUCAUGUCACUCAGAGUACGAUGUAAAUUCAAAAGUUGUCCCUGGACCGGAACAUUGAACUCUCUUUUGGAGGUAAUGGUUAAAAUUUGAAUUCUUGUCACAUGUCAACAAUAGUACAAUAACUUAGCUUAAAGUUCCAGACACAACGGACGCGAUUCGACAACGCGACGCGAUUUUUCGAUUUUCACUGACCGAUAACUUUGAUCCUAGUUUAAACUUUCUAAAUAUUUAGAAGCGCUAUAACAUUUUGAGUUAUUUGGUUUACAUAUCUUUUAAAAUUUGCUCUCAUUGGCUGUUUUAUUAACUUUCAGAAACUAAAAAAUCGCGUCGCGUUGUCGAAUCGCGUCUGGUGUGUCUGGACCUUAAGCAAGCGACUUUUUAUCUGCACAGACGGUCACCCGAAAAUUUGUAUGACUAUGACAUUUUGCAUCAUAGGGCUGGUGUAAGGAAGCAAAAAACUUUAAAAGCUUAUUAUUAUCUUCAUAUUUAUCCAGGAUACCCACAUCACCGAAGUGUUUUUCAGUGGGGUCCUGCAACUUUAAAUUACAGUAUAUUAAUUCAAUAUUUAGUCAUGCACUAUUUACAGCAACACAUAUAUACAAUAUAAUUAUUUAAGAGUAUUAAUAAAAACCUGAUUUCCACUCCAAUCGAAACGAAACACAACGCAUUUCUUUGUUUGAAGGGCAUCAAAUUCUAUCUGAAUGCUCACGAAACAAAUACAUACGCUACACUUGGCUGCGAUACGUUUGAAGUGGAAAACAGAUAAAGAUUGAGAGAGAAAGAUAAAUAUAAGUGAAGAAGUCGUAUAGUGGAGGACGAAAGAGAAUGAGAGGUUUAUACCUCGUAUACACACCGUCUUUUUAAUAAUUUUUUAAAGUUAUGUAAUGAAGUAGCGUUUUUUAGUUCACGUUCUAGAUUCUUAAAGUCUAUAGAAGCUUGAGACGUUGUUUUCCCUUGUUCGUAUUUGCUCGUGGUAUUAGAUGGAGAUCUCUGCGGUGUCUUGUAUAGUGUUCAUGAAUGUCUUUUAUAUAAUACCUUAUUGAAUUCUGAUCGCUUAAUUGGCUGUUUAUGGUCACGUGAUAUUGAAUAAAAAUUCCAUUUCCCAAGAGUGCAAUGGAAUGCGUUCCAUUGCACUCUUGCGAGUGCAAUUGUACUAUACGUUUUGUUCCAUUGCACUCUUUAAAUGCUUCUCGUACGGUGAUGACGGUGAUCGCAGUUUAUUUUAACCCGAUAUUCGAAACUCAGUAAAUGGGAUUUAACGCAAAUACGACUCGUCAAAAUGGCGAAAGCUUACAGUAAACCUUUUAAUAUUAGUCUAUUUCGGUAUUAUAUAAAACAAAUAAUGAAUGUUUUUAUUCGUGCAAUGGUAAGAAUAUUUUCAUUCGGUGAAAGAUGGAAUGUUCCAUUCAACUCGGCUGUCGCCUCGUUGAAUGGAACAUUCCAUCUUUCACCUCAUGAAAAUAUUCUUACCAUUGCACGAAUAAAAACAUUCAUUAUUUGUAUACUUAAAAGCUUUUAUUAUGUUUUGUCAUAUGUGUUGAGGAUUACCACAAACUCAUACAAACACAGUUUUUAAUCCAGUUCUCCCUCUCGGCAAUAUGACGUUGGUGUUGACAAGAACGUCUCUUCCUUAAGCUCCCUAUUGUGAUAUGAUGAAAAGAUCUAAUUAUUGUGGUGUUAGACGUUUAGGUAAAUUAUUUGAAGCGACGCUACUCUGUGUGAGUACCUAAAAAACUUGCUCAGGUUCGAUUCCCAACGCGGUCAAGCAAUACAUGUCGGGCUUACGUGUUCGUGUUUUCGCUCAGGAUCAUGUUGAAGAGUGUGAAUUUGAAGACGUGAAAUGUCCAGAUCCCAACUGCAACAUCGUCAUGGCAAGAAGCCGUCUUGAAAAUCAUCAGAAGAAUGAGUGCCAAUGGCGUGUUGUCGUCUGUGAUUAUUGUGAAGAUAAAUACGCCGUUUGCAAGGAGGAGGUACGUACGUUGUGGUCCAGGGGCGUAGCCACGGGAGGAAUGGGGGGCUCUGGACCCCUUCACUUUUCUCCAGGACUGAUUUGGUAAUUCUUCCAAAAUUGAUGAGAAACUUGAGGCGGGGGCGUAACUUCGUGAUGCUUUCAUCUAUGACAUAAAAUAUACCAAAUCUGUGGAAGAGAUUUAUCUUUUUAUGCUUGCUUCCCCAAGGUGCACAAAGCAACGUGCCGUGGCGUUCCUGAGAAAUGCAUCAAUGGCUGUUUAACCAGAGACAUACCACGAGGACAGGUCGGUAAUUACUCUUAAGUUAAACAAGACACGCUCUAGCUUGUCUUCCUUGUGGUAGUGUAAUGCAUUUUUCGCUCUUCCUUUUCAGAUGAAGAAGCAUGUUGAGAACGAAUGUCCUCUAACAAUCUUGCCAUGUCAGUACAGGCACGUUGGUUGUGAUGAUGAGGUAUGGAUAGGGGAAGCCGCGGAUAGAUAGGGAUACAACGAACGAGGGCCUUCCCGACGAAGGGCCUUCUCUUUGUAUUUUUCAGGUAGUAGUAUCCCUAUCCAUCCGAAGCUUUCCUAUUAUUGGCACUACCUAUACACUGGCAGAGACCAUCAUGGAUAAAGGCCAGUUUACGCUUGCAAUCUUUGCUGCGAUUUCUAGUGCAAUUUUUUUUUCUGAUGCAUGCGAACGAGUAGAUGAGUUCUGAGGCCAAAAAAAAAAUAUGUGGGUUUCCGGUUUCUUCUUAUAAAAACUUAGGUAGGGUAGGUCGGUUUUAACUUUUUUUUUUUAACUUUUUUUUAAUUUUCCGAAUAAGCGGACGCCAUUUUGAUUAGUCAGUGCUUCCACAUCCAAUGAUAAAUUUCCCUAAUAUUGCCUCAAAUUUCAAUUUUCCACAAACUUUUUCCUCUAAGUGGAAACACUUACAAGCAUGAUCCAAUAAAAAGUUUAGGGUCGGGAUUUCGACGUCCAAAAGCUAGGUAGGGUCGGGAAAUCGGAAACCCACAUUUUUUUUUUUGGCCUGAGUAUAUGUACCCUCAUCUGAACAUUCAUAGGCCUUAAAGUAUAUUAUGAGAAAUUCAAUAGAACACUUUCUAAUGAAAAUUUUCGAUAACCACUGAGUAUUCUAAUAAAAUACAAAACAAUGGAAACUCCGAAGAAAUUCAUAUUUUUAAUUCAACGUUUCGACUACUGUUGAGUCAUCAUCAGGAAUUAUGAAAGCUUUCAUAAUUCCUGAUGAUGACUCAACAGUAGUCGAAACGUUGAAUUAAAAAUAUGAAUUUCUUCGGAGUUUCCAUUGUUUUGUAUUUUACUCUCUAAUGAGGUGUUGUAUCCACGAUAUGAUAAUGAGGUGUUGUAUCCCCACAAAAUUCACUUGAUUUGCAUAAACCUUCAUCGUCCGUGUUGUAUCGGAUAUACAACCUCUCUCUCAAACUAUAUCUGAUACAACACGCUCAUGAGUGCUGUAUAUAUUGCUGUUCCACAUUUUUAAGAACUAGAAUAUGCAAUGUAGUUGCAAUAACAUCGUAACCCAUUCUAGAUCCGACGCCAUCAAAUGAAAGCUCAUCUCGAUCAGAAUCUUCAGAAACAUCUGGAUCAUGCUUGCGGUAAAAUACGUGACAUGGGUGCAGAUUUGCGUGAGAAGACUUUUCAACUGAACCAGCAUUCUGAGAAACUGGCGCUUCUGGCCACUGAACAGGUGCGUGAUUACAUUUCCUUAUUCCUUCGUUUCUCCUGGUUUUGUGAUAAUUCACCCAAUCCAACCUAAAAGAAAUUUCUCGACUAAACACUGAAACAGGUGACACAUACAACCUGGGGAAAUACAGAAACUUGCUGAUUUAUAUCACUUUCUAUAAGCCAAGAAAGAAUUUGGAAAAAGGUGUUCCAGCUACAGUGGUUCCGUUCUUUGGAACAAUCUUCCUUAUGAGGCAAAAAUCACUACAUCCAUAAGCUCCUUUAAAACGAUUCUGAAACAAACGAUGAGUUGAUGAAGCCGGCUCGUUUAUUUUCAUCUUUUGUCUUCUUAUUGUGUCAAGUAGAGAGUGCCCUUGAAAUGUUCCUAUGAAAGGCCUAUAAAAGUCUGGUACCAAAUAUCACAAUUCACAAGCAUUGUUUAGGAGCACAACGCUAAUCGACAUCAUACGACAUGAUUAAUUAUCUUAGAAAAAUAUCUAAUCAUGUCAGUCAAAUGGCACAACGCUUUAUUCAUUUCAUCAAAUGACCCACGUUCUGAAAGAUUCGCAUAACUUAGAGCCUUAAACGGACACCAAAACCCCUUUAGCAUGCAUGUUGAAAAUCCUCCCCCCCCCAAUAUUUCGUGAAGUGUCCGCGCCACUGCAUGACUGUUUGUAUUGUAAAUUUGCAUUCAUGUACACCCGGCCCUCAUGGAAACCAGGCUAUCUUGUUUAAUUUAUAUGUAUGUCCGUAUACUCUCGUUCGAUCCACUCGACCACGAUGCAUAUUAUUUUCGUUCUCAUGAAUUAUGCUCUCAUUAUAUCUUUUUCCAACCAGGCUCGCAACAUGACGGGUAAUGGCACACUCAUGUGGGCAAUUGACAACUUUGAAAUACGUUUCCGUCAAGCAGUGAAUGGAAUUGAACCAAUCUUACAAAGCGAGCCUGCGCUGACAGGCCCAUACGGAUAUAAAUUCCGCUCUUUGGUCUACCUGAACGGAGAUGCUAAGGCUAAAGGUAAUCAUGUUGACAACAUACUCAUUGCUAAAUCACCGUUAAUGUAUGCAACAAACAAAUAA